Striga asiatica is the source of this 300-nucleotide messenger RNA. The record is from the annotation of a GenBank genome assembly. NCBI's taxonomy places the organism in Eukaryota, Viridiplantae, Streptophyta, Magnoliopsida, Lamiales, Orobanchaceae.
UUUGCAAGGAAAAGGGUAGAGAAGGAUUUGGAUGCUCAACGCAGGAAAGCCGAACUACUGAAAUCACAAGCAGAGGGUUCCUUAGCUGAAAAGCUCCAGCUGGAGCUAAGGGAAUAUAAGGAAAUUCUUAAAUGCACUGUUUGCCUUGAUAGAAGAAAAGAGGAAAAAAUCGUUGAAUCCCGUCACCGUAAGUGCCCAGUUUGUGCAGCGAGUUUCGGGGCUAAUCAUGUCAAACAUGAGACUUUGAGAAAAGCUGAAGAGAUUUUCGGGAUGAAUAAUAAAGACCUCUACAUAUCAUUU